AUGCUGAAAAAGCAAUAUCGAAAAGUGUAUGACAUGUUGAACAGAAGUGGAUUCGGAUGGAAUGACAUAAAAAAGUGUGUGGAAGUUGAUAGUGAUGAGGCAUGGUUGAGUUAUGUUCAGGUUAAUAAGGAUGCUGAAGGUUGGAGGAACAAGAGUAUUCCAAUUUAUGAUAGGCUUGCUAAUAUCUUCGGUAAAGAUAGAGCAAUUGAUGAUGAAACAGAAGAAGAUGAUACUACUAGGUCAGUGAAUCAGACUUCAUCUAGACCAUCUAAUCGACGGAAAAGAUCUUGCUUAGAAAAUAUGCAAGAUGGAAUGUUGGAAGUUGCAUCUUCAUUCAAGAAAAUAUUUGAGCAAAUGAGGCUAAUUCGUGAGCAGCUUAUUCCGGGCAAUGGAGACGGAAAAGAUAUUGCUCUUAGAGUUAAAGAACGUGGGCUUUUCUGA
Messenger RNA from Morus notabilis, 441 nucleotides. RefSeq lists its product as uncharacterized. The transcript is spliced from 3 exons. The coding region runs from base 1 to 441 and encodes 146 amino acids. The record is from RefSeq and is a predicted model, not a curated record. Lineage: Eukaryota; Viridiplantae; Streptophyta; Magnoliopsida; Rosales; Moraceae.